Molecule: messenger RNA, 1364 nt
Organism: Capsella rubella
Lineage: Eukaryota; Viridiplantae; Streptophyta; Magnoliopsida; Brassicales; Brassicaceae
Exons: 3
Coding region: 271-1218 (315 amino acids)
Cellular component (GO): cytoplasm
Molecular function (GO): mRNA binding
Source: RefSeq, a predicted model, not a curated record
GACACGCUUAACUCGAUAAGUGGUCCGAUUUUUUUUUUUUGCUCUUCUUUCAAAAAUCUCCGGUACAAAUCUAAAUUAAACCGGUAUCCGGUUUGGACAAUCUUUUCCUCUCUCUAUCAAGACCCCUCUCUAUUCUAAAACCCUUCUGAGCGUCAGAAGAUCUCAGGAGCUUCUUCAAUGGCUGGGGCUUAUUGAUUACUACUACUAAUCAGUGAAUCUUCAGCCAAAGUUCCUAUUUUGGUUGAUUUCUCAAGCUUACCCUCUGAAGCCAUGGCGAUUCUGCUCAAAUCAGUUCUCAAAAAUCAGACAUUGUUUAAGACUCUAUUGAAGAAACCACAGUACGUUUCGCCUUUGAUUAUCUCCAGAAACUUAACUUCGGAAGCUCAUAAGAAGCCACUCUCUGUUUUUUUCGAAGAGGCUGUUGGAUUGAGACCUAAAUCAGAAACGAGCGAAUUCGAAGAAGAAGAAGUACAAGGCAACGAAUUGAAGAGAAAGCUUUUGGAAUUGGAGAGGAAACUCAUAGAACUGAAGAAAUUGGAACCUGUGAGAAAGAAGAAACAGAAGGAGAAGGUCGUGAUCUCAGAGCAAACUGAGAAAAGGCAUAGUCUUUUCAAGUUGUUUAAGGGAGAUGAAGAGAAGGAGGUAAAGAAACGUAGUCGGGAACAGGAGGAUGUGAUUAGGGUUUAUAAGGAGCUUCCUAUAGAGAUGGUGUCGUUUGUGAGGCUUCUGCAUAAAGAAGGGUAUUUGAACAAGGCUAAUUUCAUCACUGGAGAAAAGUUGGACAUGGGGAAUCUUGAUGAAGAGUAUGCUAGAACUUUUGUUAAGUUUGCUGCGGAAAAAUUUGGAAAGGAUUACCAGGAAAUAGCAAAGUGGUUAUCAGGUAGCGACCUGAAAAAGAUUGUGCUCUUUGGUUGCCCGAGUUUGGAAAAAAGGGCAGUAUUUGCUGCUAAAACAUUGCGCAACUUUUUCGAUAUCCAUGAGAAUAAUGUGUGCAAUAAAUGCGUGUUAAAAGAGAAGUGCAAGUUUCCAAACCAGAGUGUAUGGGAUGGCAAAACAAAGCACCUGCACUUGUCUGUUGUGAUGAAAGUCAUCACACUAUAUCCAUUGGACUUGACUCAUCCAAAGCUGCAAGUUCCUCAAGAGGUACAAGACUCAGUCUCAAGAUUGCUGACAGAGAUUCAAAACCUAAGCCGAACUAUCUGUACCCCUCUGGCAUGAGUUCACCUUAUCAAAGAUUUGUUUGUAGUAGAGAUCAAUUUAGUGUUCUUGCAAAUGGAAGUUGAACAAAGAAAAGACUAUCAUGAAGAAGAGUUUUCACUUCCACUUCCACUUCCACUAUUAUGAAAUAGGACUAUUACAGUUAA